Priapulus caudatus is the source of this 2837-nucleotide messenger RNA. Its product is annotated as zinc transporter 7-like. The transcript has 11 exons. The coding region runs from base 63 to 1193 and encodes 376 amino acids. The record is from RefSeq and is a predicted model, not a curated record. Gene Ontology annotation, molecular function: zinc ion transmembrane transporter activity. Lineage: Eukaryota; Metazoa; Priapulida; Priapulimorpha; Priapulimorphida; Priapulidae. Gene Ontology annotation, biological process: transmembrane transport; intracellular zinc ion homeostasis; zinc ion transport. Gene Ontology annotation, cellular component: membrane; Golgi apparatus.
CCAACUUGACAGCAUAUCGUCAACUUUAACAUAUUUAGUGUAUUUUAACUCGUAAAAUAACCAUGUUACCAGUUACCAGUAAAGAUAAGCAGUAUAAACCAGGAUGGCGCGUGAAGGAGAAGGCAUAUGGCUGGAUGAGGUUGAUUAUGUCAGACAAGACCUCAAGGAACUUGUUUUUAUUUUUGCUGCUAAAUCUUUCGUUUGCUAUAGUGGAACUACUAUAUGGUAUAUGGACCAACAGUCUUGGCCUGCUAUCGGACUCGUUUCACAUGUUCUUCGACUGCACAGCCCUGCUAGCGGGACUAGCUGCGUCUGUAAUCGCAAAGUGGCGAAAAACGGAUAAAUUUACAUAUGGGUAUGUGCGAGCAGAGAUCAUAGCUGGAUUUGUGAAUGCGUUAUUUCUGCUGUUUAUUGCAUUCUUCAUCUUUUCUGAAGCUGUAGAGAGGGCAGUGGAGCCACCGGAGGUGAAGCACGAGCGACUGUUUCUCGUGUCUGUUCUCGGAUUGCUCGUUAAUCUUCUCGGAAUCUUUGUGUUCGGUCACGGACACUCGCACGGAGACGGCGACCAUGGUCACAGUCAUGGAGGGAUAAGCUCAGCACAUCAUGACCAUCAUCAUGACACCACACAUGGUCUGGGCAUGGGUAAUGACAGUCACGGUCACAGUCAUGAUCACGGUCACGGCCACAGUCAUGAUGGUGACACCAGUCACGGUGGUGAACACAGUCAUGGUGGAGGGAGUUCCAGCUCAUUCAGCCAGAUCAGACAAGGAGUCUUCCUGCACAUACUCGCUGACACCCUGGGAAGCGUUGGCGUCAUAUUCUCUGCGAUACUAAUGCAUUUCUUCGGCUGGAUGAUCGCUGAUCCACUCUGUUCCAUGUUCAUAGCCGUGCUCAUCGCAAUAAGCACCAUACCACUGCUGCGAGAUUCCGUCAGCAUUCUAAUGAUGAGAACACCAACACAAUUGGAUUUCACCUUACCUGAGGCUUACUCCCGAGUGAGCCACCUCGAGGGUGUUUACAGCGUGCAGGAGCCACACUUCUGGACGCUGUGUAGCGACAUCUACGUCGGCACUGUGAAGCUUGAGGUAGCGAACAACGCCGACAUGCAGUACAUCCUCAGCAGCACUCACAACAUAUUCGCACAGAUCGGCGUGCGGCAGUUAUACGUUCAGAUCGAUCAGGUGGCGAUGUGACAGAGGCGAGAACUUGCGUGAUCGGCAUUGAAGUUCCAAAUCACGGCUGCGCUGUCGUUGCAUGGACGGGAGUAGCCAUGCCGACAUCGCUCCCCCCCCCAUACACGUCGUGCUCGACGCAAUGUUCGGUGUGGGAUGCACACUAAACAAUACAGCGUUCUACUCGUCAAUCUACGACGUCUCAGAGUAGGAGUGUGAGCGGGUGGGGUUCUGAGAGGGAGUGGUAGCAAUGUGCUAAGGGCUCACAUAGUCUGUGAUCAUACUGUCUUCUUACAGACGUGUUAGCCACUAGCCGGGAUCCAGUAUUUAUUUUUGUGUAUCGCGUAUAUGCUUGCUAGGGAAAUUGCUUGUUAACAAAUGUAUUAAUAUUAUUUUAUUGUGACGUUUGCGCGCAUCAGUCGUCUUUAUCCGUUCGGCCGUUUGUCGAACGGGGAAAAAAAUCUUUAUGUGUCAUUUGCAUUUAAUCGAUUCAGUCACAGCUAGAUACUGACACGAAGUGACGGAUAUGCUAACGACUCCUCUGUGGGUGUAUAAAUUACCUCCAAGCUACGGCUACAUUCAUGUUGACGUGCAUUUUUACACGCUGGACGAAAGACAGGUUUUUUUGACAAGCCCCUCCAGCACGCACUAGAUUUUUUUUAUCGCAGUAAUAAUGUAGGAGACGCUCUGGAAAUUCGGUGCCGACAAAAAAGUUUUGAUCUACGGACACCAACACGAAGCUCAAAAUCGACAGUACGCUAAACUUCAGGUCCGAUUCUGCAACUCGUAAAAAAAUAACCACAACUCAGUGGACACUUGUAAAGGAUGCAGAAACCCUUUCAGAGAGAUUCUGUUGAAAUUGAGAUGUGUGAUUAACCCUCCGUUACAUACUUACUGCAUGCACGCACACGCACACGCACACGCAAGCACACGCACGCAUGUGCACGCGUUACAAACUUAUGGAAUGCAUGGUUCUCCCCAGGAAUACCAGACAGCAUGUCGUUUGUGGACGGAUCAGAAAGGGCACGCGAAGGGGUUGUACCAACUGAAGUCAAUUACGCGUGUCAUACGCGACCCCCAAUACAAAGGUAAACUCUAUCUGUUCCGAGACAUGUACGUCAAGCUGUGGAAACACAGCAUCACGGCUGUGUUGGAACUGUCAAACGUAAACAUGGCUGGAAGUUAAGGCACGACGAUUCGACAACUGAGGCAUGUCGGACCCGACACGUGUUAUAAAGUUCUGCCGGAGAACCCUGCACGGGUAAUUAUUUACCGGGAAGGAACAUUCCUGUUCUUGGCUCACAAUAUUUUUUUUGUAAGCAUUUUUUCCAUUAUAAAAUGGUGGCUGUUAAUUCCAUUGGUUUUUGCUUGGUGGGGGCGGGGGUGGGGGUACGUGGGGGGGGUAUGUGACAACUACGUGUAUGUGGAUAAGGAUGACAACGUUUAGUUGCGUCACGAAUGCUGCCAUACGUGAAAGUACUCGUUUUCCGUUGCAUGUAUAUCGUUAAAACAUAUCUUUUCAACGCAAGAUCUCACCUCCAUUGAACGGGAAAAUGAGAUUCUUCUAAGGUGAUAUGAGGGGACGUAUAUUUUUUGGGGGGUGGGGCCAUCCUUAAAAAAUUAUAUGUUUGCUGUCCUCCGACCGACCCACGAAAAUAGCCGCGA